AUGCCUCCCCGUUACCCCGGCCGAGAGGAUGUCGACCCGACACCUCUGGCCCAGCCGCUGAGCUUCCCCUUCUCGACGACCGUCGCCCCCAACCGCCUCAUGAAGGGCGCCAUGUCGGAGCGCGUGGCAACCUGGGACGUCGCCGACGUCUCCAAGCGCGGUGCUCCCACCGAAGAGCUCCUGAAUCUCUACCGCAACUGGGGCACCGGCCGCUGGGGCAUCCUCCUCUCCGGCAACAUCAUGAUCGACGCGGGCCACCUCGAGGCACCCGGGAACCCAGCCAUCUCGCUCGACCACCAGCCCGUCGAGGGCGACGAGCGCUUCGAGAUGUGGCGCCGCAUAGCCGCGGCGACCAAGGCCGAAGGCUCUCUCUUCCUGGCACAAGUCGGCCACCCGGGACGCCAGGUCAUCAGCGCCAUCCAGCCGAACCCCGUCUCCGCCUCGGACGUGCAGCUGGUGACGGACUUUGGGGGCAUGACCUUCGCCAAGCCGCGCGCGGCGACGGUGGAGGAAAUUAAGAAGCUCACAGAAGGGUUCGUGCACUGCGCCGCAUACCUCGAGAAGGCCGGCUUCGACGGCAUGCAGCUCCACGGCGCGCAUGGCUACCUGAUGGCGCAGUUUCUCUCGCAGACGACCAACAAGCGGACGGACGAGUACGGCGGUUCGCUGCGGAACCGCGCGCGCUUCAUCACUGAGGUUGCCGACGCCAUCCGCGCGCGGACGGGUCCCGGGUUCGUCAUGGGCAUCAAGAUUAACAGCGUCGAGUUCCAGGAGUCCGGGUUCACGACCGACGAAGCCGCGGAGCUAUGCCAGCUCCUAGAACAGCACAAGUUCGACUUUGUCGAGCUCAGCGGUGGCACGUACGAGAAGUCGGGGUGGCACCACCAGAGGGACAGCACAAGGGCCCGCGAGGCCUUCUUCCUCGACUUCGCGGAGAAGAUUGUGCCGCACGUGAGCAAGACCAGGACCUAUGUUACGGGCGGCGUCCGCUCGGUCGGUGCCAUGCUUGACAUCUUGCAGGCUGGGCUCGAUGGUGUGGGCAUCGGACGGCCUGCUUGUGCGGAGCCAAGGUUGCCAAAGGAUAUAUUCGAGAACGGCGUCAAGAGUUGCAUCAAGCCCCUAUUCGACGAGCAGGACUUUGGCCUGGGAGUUGCCAUGGCGGGAACGCAGAUGCUGCAGAUGGGCCACAACGAGGAGCCCAUGGACCCGUCAGAUCAGAAGUCGACAGAGGGCUUGGUGAAGGACCUCACGGCUUGGAAAGCUCGGGUGGCUGAAAGUAAAGGGCAGCUAUACGGCUUCGUCAGGCUGGAGUCGGUUCCCGCGUUCCCGUAUGGGAAUGUUGCCCCGGCAAGAUUGUGA
This is a messenger RNA of Colletotrichum godetiae, 1359 nucleotides long. Its product is annotated as NADH:flavin oxidoreductase/NADH oxidase-like protein. Gene Ontology annotation, molecular function: FMN binding; oxidoreductase activity. The transcript has a single exon. The coding region runs from base 1 to 1359 and encodes 452 amino acids. The record is from RefSeq and is a predicted model, not a curated record. NCBI's taxonomy places the organism in Eukaryota, Fungi, Ascomycota, Sordariomycetes, Glomerellales, Glomerellaceae.